UCAUGAACUAAGAUGAUUUCGAGGUAUUAUAUAUCGAUGUAGAGAUUAUUAAAGAUCUCAGUUGAAGUCAGCGAUCCAAAGGUUUAAUCGGGACUUAACAAGUACACAACUUAUUCAGUCCGAGGAAUGGAUAAGAAUGGAUAAUUUGAUGUAAUACGUAGGUUUAGUGAUUUUCGACUUAUUCGUCAAUUUCUUAUAACAAAGUGGCCUGGUUGUUAUAUUCCACCACUUCCACCAAGAAAGGCAAUUGUAUAUUUAAAUAUUCUACAAUAUUUAGGGAAACAUGGAUUAGAAGUUCAUAGAUGAUAGAAUGAAUUCAUUAUAAGAAUGGAUGAGGAUUAUGGCUCAAACUAAAUACUUCUGGUAUUCUGAAGAAUUUUAGUUAUUUAUUAAGUCUAAUGGUGAUAUUGAAAAAGUAAAUAAAACACUUAUUUUUAGGCUUUGUCAUAAGUACCAAAAUUGACUUACGAUGAAAUAAUAAACAAAUAUUAAGAUACUUUUACUGAUCUUUCAGGAGUAAUUAUUUUUUUACUUAAUGAAUUUAGAGAGAAAUCAAUAGAGAAUUAAUUCAAAAAAUAACAGAUUUUCAUUAAUUUCUAAAAAGAGUGAAUCCAAUGGUUGAAAAUUUUAAAUAAAUUGCUAAGUAUAUUAUUUCUAAAAAUUAUAGAAAUAUAGCUGAAGCAAAAUAAAAUUUUUAAGAAUAAAUGGCUAAUUUCUUAUAAAAUUAAUUGGGUGCUUAUGAAUAGCAAGUUUUGUUAGAGUUUAGUGAGAGUUAAGAUAAAUUAGUAAUAUAGAACAUAAAAAAUGAUGAGUAUCCAUCUUAAUUGCUAAAUAAUUACAUUAAUUUAUUACAAUAGAAUGAAUUUUAAUCAUUAUAUUAAGAAAUUAAGAAGGAAUCAAAAUAAGUGAGGGCAUUUUUAGAAACAAUGAUAUAAAGAGAGAAAUAUGAAUAGUAGAAGGUGUUUUAUGAAUAGAAAUAAAAGGAACUUUAAAUUUAAUUGUAAGAAGUAUUGGCAGGAAAAUCAUCAAUAAAGAACUUAUUUAGUACAACAAAGAAGGAAGAUUAAAUAGCAAAGUUAUAAGUUUAGAUUGAUUAGGUGUGUAAGGAUAUUGAAAAUAUGUAAUUUAUAUGUGAUAUACUUACUGUAUUAUUGGGAUAUAUAGAGAUUGACAAAUUCAAGGUAAAAAUUAGGUUGAAUGGUAGUUGGAGAAGUAGUAGAAUUAUUAUAGAUUGGCAAAGAGCUUAAUUUAAUAUGAAAUCCAAUUAAACCAAGCAUCAGAAGAGUUUUGGGAAAGAGUUUAAUAAAAUUAUAAUUUAUUGUGA
Molecule: messenger RNA, 1324 nt
Organism: Paramecium pentaurelia
Lineage: Eukaryota; Ciliophora; Oligohymenophorea; Peniculida; Parameciidae
Source: the annotation of a GenBank genome assembly